CCUUCGAUUCUCUGACAUGUCAGCAUGAGAUGAUAUGCAAGUGAGGGUUGGGUCCUUUGUGGCUCCUAAUCAGCACCAAGGACAGCACCAAGUUGCGCUGGAGCGCUGCGUUGGAUCAGAGCCGCAACACAAGCUGAUCCUCCCAACAAGCCCACCAAUCUGACAAGAAGCUUUUAUUUACUUGUUUGUUUAUUUUCAUCUAUUUGUUUAUAAUUCCAUCAUUUUAGAGUUUAUAUAUGGAGCCAGCAUGACGCUCAAGCCGAGGACUUUAUUGCUUCCCAAGACACGAAGUUGGAUCAGAGAAUGACUUUGCUGAAGAUUUUCGGGAGUAAAAAAAAAAAAUAAUAAAAAAUAAUAAUGUCUGGGGAAUUAACGGACAUCAGCGAUGAAGGCUCGGUCGGGACUGCUCACGCUGCCUCCGCCAACUUCAGCUGCGCUUCCAAUACUUCAAACUGCUCGCACGCAGACUUUCACAUGUCGGACUUCACGAAAACCGACGUCGUCGGAGACGGUGCCGCUUUCGUCAGGAUUACAAUCUCUGUGAUCUACUCUCUGGUUUGCGCGCUGGGUCUGGUCGGGAACCUGCUGGUUUUGUACCUGAUGAAGUCCAAACAGGUGUGGAAGAAAUCCUCCAUCAACCUGUUCGUAACCAGUUUGGCGGUGACUGACUUCCAGUUCGUUCUGACUCUGCCUUUCUGGGCCGUGGAGAACGCGCUGGACUUCACGUGGCCCUUCGGGAAAACCAUGUGUAAGAUAGUUUCCUACGUGACGGCAAUGAAUAUGUACGCCAGCGUGUUUUUCCUCACGGCCAUGAGUGUGGCGAGGUACUGCUCCCUCGCCUCGGCGCUAAAAGGCAGGCGGCGGCGCAGGCACUGCUGCUCGGCGCGGUGCGUCUCCGUCUUCAUCUGGUUCGCCGCCGUCUCCGCCGCCCUACCGCACGCGGUUUACUCCACCACCGCCACGGUCUCCAACGAGGACCUGUGCCUGGUGAAAUUCCCGGAGACUAACGGGUCGGCGCAAUUUUGGCUCGGACUCUAUCACUCCCAGAAAGUGGUGGUGGGCUUCCUGGUGCCUCUGGGAGUCAUCUCCGCCUGCUACCUGCUGCUUUUGCGCUUCAUCACCUCCAAGAACAUUAACACCUCCAGCGCGAAACGACGCGCCAAGGUCACGAGAUCGGUCACCAUCGUGGUUUUAUCCUUUUUCCUCUGCUGGCUGCCCAACCAGGCGCUCACAGCAUGGGGCAUCCUCAUAAAACUUAACGCUGUUCACUUCACUUAUGAGUACUACACUAUGCAGGUGUACGUCUUCCCCGUGUCGGUGUGCCUGGCGCACUCCAACAGCUGCCUGAACCCCAUCCUGUACUGCUUGAUGCGACGAGAGUUCAGGAAAGCGCUCAAAAACCUUUUCUGGCGCAUGACCUCUCCGACUGUAACCACCAUCAGACCGAUCACGGCCACCACGAAGCCAGAGAUGGACGAGCAGGGACACCCGCUGGUGCCGGGCAACGCGCCGCCGGUGCCCGACAUGGUGUUCUUUCCUCCGGGGGCGGUGAUUUACAAUGACCGGCGUGACCUGCCGCAAAACAGCACAUAGUCUGACCACGCCAGGGAUAGUUUAAGUUACAUGUAUGUAGUUACUGCACAGCCAAAAUGUACCACUAAGGUUUUGGAUAGUGGCCACAUGGCUCACCACCCUGGGGGUGCAAACCGUUGGGGGCAGUAACAUUAACUUUUGAGGAAGUUCAUAUCCUCAAACGGAGUUUGUGAUGCUUGUGAGUACACACAUACUCACAAGCAUCACAGUUAAUAAAUCAAUGCUUUUACAAAGAGGACUGUAUCUCAAAAUAUCAUUUCAAAAGUCUGUUCACCGUAGAACUUUGAUCAUUCUUUGUGUCUCAGAUUUAAACAAGAGGAAUGAACAGCAUUUUAUAUGUGUCUAUACAAUAAGGGUCUUAUGUGCUUUAUUGUUUAAUGUUUGUUUGUUUUGAUAUUUAAAAAAGUAAAAAAAAGACUAUAGAUAUCUGGCCUCCCUUCCUACAGCUUGUCAAACUCUGUGACAUGUAAACUUAAUUUUUCUUUUCUUUUUGUGCAGGUAGAGUGAGCCCUGUGUGUUUCUUAAUUUCCAUCUAUUUUUUUUUCUUUUCAUGUUUUUUUUUCUUCCAGAAAAUUCUAAUAAAAAAGUAAAAAAGAG
Poeciliopsis prolifica (blackstripe livebearer) is the source of this 2190-nucleotide messenger RNA. RefSeq names its product relaxin family peptide receptor 3 (gene rxfp3). The transcript has a single exon. Lineage: Eukaryota; Metazoa; Chordata; Actinopteri; Cyprinodontiformes; Poeciliidae. The record is from RefSeq and is a predicted model, not a curated record. Gene Ontology annotation, molecular function: G protein-coupled receptor activity. Gene Ontology annotation, cellular component: membrane. Gene Ontology annotation, biological process: G protein-coupled receptor signaling pathway; immune response. Bases 358 to 1593 code for a protein of 411 amino acids.